AUGGAAUCACCAGCUUCAUCACCGGAACAAGUCCCCGAACGAUUCGUGCAAGAUCAGAUUCCCGACUGGAAUGAAUCACGACUUAAUUCCAACGAGGAGACACUGGACCAGGCAAAUCUUUCAUCAUUAAGAGAUCUGAAUUUUAUUGGAGAUGAUUUGCCCGCGUUCGUGGCAGGUCAGGGAGAUCUCACUAGCCUUAUGGAUGAUAGCACCGCCUUCCUCUGA
This is a messenger RNA of Penicillium lagena, 225 nucleotides long. RefSeq lists its product as uncharacterized. The transcript has a single exon. The record is from RefSeq and is a predicted model, not a curated record. Lineage: Eukaryota; Fungi; Ascomycota; Eurotiomycetes; Eurotiales; Aspergillaceae. The coding region runs from base 1 to 225 and encodes 74 amino acids.